Messenger RNA from Acomys russatus (golden spiny mouse), 1609 nucleotides. It is a transcript of the gene Thpo, whose product is annotated as thrombopoietin. The record is from RefSeq and is a predicted model, not a curated record. The coding region runs from base 48 to 1328 and encodes 426 amino acids. NCBI's taxonomy places the organism in Eukaryota, Metazoa, Chordata, Mammalia, Rodentia, Muridae. Gene Ontology annotation, cellular component: extracellular region. The transcript has 5 exons. Gene Ontology annotation, molecular function: cytokine activity; hormone activity. Gene Ontology annotation, biological process: cell population proliferation; positive regulation of hematopoietic stem cell proliferation; thrombopoietin-mediated signaling pathway.
GUGUUUCCCCGUGCCAGGUAGUCUUUUUCCUUGAAACCUGAUGAAAGAUGCACCAUUUCUGUCAUUUUCAGGGUAGAUUCCUUGGCCCACCUGUGCCCCGCCCCCCACUCUGUGCAAACGUGCAAAAGGUCAAGCCGCCUCCAUGGCCCCAGGAAAGAUUCAGGGGAGAGGCCCCAUACAGGGAGCCCCUCCAGCCAGACACCCUGGAAAGAAUGGAGCUGACUGAUUUGCUCCUGCUGGCCAUGUUUUUCCUGACUGCGAGGCUAACCCUGUCCAGCCCCGUUCCACCUGCCUGCGACCCCAGGCUCCUCAAUAAGCUGCUUCGUGACUCCCACCUCCUUCACAGCCGGCUGAGCCAGUGCCCUGACAUCAGCCCUUUGUCCGCACCUGUCCUGCUGCCGGCUGUGGACUUCAGCCUGGGAGAAUGGAAAGCGCAGACGGAACAGACCAAGGCACAGGACAUUCUAGGGGCAGUGACCCUUCUACUGGAGGGAGUGAUGGCAGCACGAGGACAGCUGGAACCCUCCUGCCUUUCAUCCCUACUGGGACAGCUUGCUGGGCAAGUUCGCCUCCUCUUAGGGGCGCUGCAGGGCCUCCUAGGAACCCAGCUUCCUCCACAGGGCAGGACCACAGCUCACAAGGAUCCCAACGCCAUCUUCUUGAACUUGCAACAGCUGCUGCGAGGAAAGGUGCGCUUCCUGCUGCUGGCAGACAGCCCCGCCCCUUGUGUCAGACGGGCCCUGCCCACCCCGGCCGUCCUGAGCAGUGCCUCUCAACUCCUCACACUGAACAGGCUCCCAAACAGGACUUCUGGAUUGUUGGAGAAAAACUUCACUGGCCCUGGACUCCUGAACAGGCUUCAAGGAUUCAGAGCCAAGAUCAUUCCUGGUCAGCUAAAUCAAACCUCCAGAUCUCCAGAGCAAAUCCCCGGGUACCUGAACAGGACGCAAGGACUUGUGAAUGGAACUCGUGGGCUCCUUGCUGGAGCCUCACUUCAGAUCCUGGAAGCCUCAGACAUUCUGCCAGGAGCUUUGGACCAAGGCCCCCUGCCACUCAACCUCCAAAGUGGGCAUCAUCCUUCUCCGACCCAUGGUCCUGAUGGGCACACACCCCUCUCUCCUUCACCAGCCUUGCCCAUCCGCGGGCCUCCACCCCAGCCCCACCCCCUGAUCCCUGGUCCUUCCACCAGCGUGCCUAACUCCACCCGCCCUCAUCCAAUCGCAGUGUACCCUCCUUCCCAGAAUUUGUCUCGGGAAGGACGAGGGCCACAGGCACAGCGAGCAUCUGCGACAUCUCAAGAGAUGAGCCUUCCGCAGGAGAGGCUCUGAGACACAACCGCAGCUGCACUAGAUGUCCUGCGUUUGCCCGGAACCCAAGGCCCUGGGAAAGGGAUACACAGGACAGGACAUCGUAAAAUCUUAUGAGCUUUUUUUUUUUUUUUAAACCUAUCAGCAAUAUUCAUCAGAGCAGCUAGUUAUCUUUGGUCUAUUUUCUGUAUAAAUUUGAAAAAUCACUAAUUCUCUCUAUGUGCCUUGAUACAAUAAUUCUGCAAGUGCCUACACUGGUUGAGCCUUUCAACCAAUGUAGAGAGUAACAAUGUGCCAGCAAA